Oryzias melastigma (Indian medaka) is the source of this 2074-nucleotide messenger RNA. It is a transcript of the gene lhfpl5b, whose product is annotated as LHFPL tetraspan subfamily member 5b. The record is from RefSeq and is a predicted model, not a curated record. The coding region runs from base 361 to 1017 and encodes 218 amino acids. The transcript is spliced from 3 exons. Gene Ontology annotation, biological process: sensory perception of sound; detection of mechanical stimulus involved in sensory perception. Gene Ontology annotation, cellular component: plasma membrane. Lineage: Eukaryota; Metazoa; Chordata; Actinopteri; Beloniformes; Adrianichthyidae.
GUUUUUCUUCCCAGGUCAACUUUCUUGACAUAAAAAUCUUACAAUAUUUCAUAUAUAUUAACUUUGAACUAAAAAUAAAGAAGUGUCCUUGAAUGGGUGAGUUUUCUGAUCAUCAUUGUGGUUGGCUUACUAGUCUUUCCACCUCUAGGGUUACCUGCCCAGGUGAGCUUACACACAUACAGUGUGUCAGUGCCGUUCUGUCCCUCCCUGCCUGCAGACAUGCGGUGCUGUCCAAGGUGCUGAUCGUCUUCAUUCCCAGAGAAUGGAUCAAGAUCUUCCGAGGACAAGACGAUUCUUAUACUGACGGGAGAACCUUUUGAAAACUUUUUCCUUUUUUUCUCCUGGAUUUUCCUCGCAAACAUGGAUCUGCUUCCCGCCCAGGAGGCCGCCAAAAUCUACCACACCAACUAUGUGCGAAACUCCAGGGCCAUCGGCGUCAUGUGGGCCGUGUUCACCAUCUGCUUCGUCAUCAUCACCGUGGUGGUCUUCAUCCAGCCCUACUGGAUCGGGGACAGCGUCAGCACCCCGCAGGCCGGCUACUUCGGCCUCUUCCACUACUGCAUCGGCAACGCGCUGACCUCGGAGCUGACAUGUAAGGGCAGCAUGCUGGACUUCAACUCCAUCCCCUCCCCGGCGUUCAGGACCGCCAUGUUCAUGGUGGGCUGCUCCAUGCUGCUGGUGGUGGGCACCAUGGUCGCCUUCAGCUUGUUCUUCUUCUGCAACGCGGGGAAUGUCUACAAGAUCUGUGCGUGGAUGCAGCUGGCCUCAGGAGUAUUAAUGGUAGUAGGUUGCUUGAUCUAUCCUGACGGCUGGGAUGCUCCUGAGGUAAAGAGGAUGUGUGGCCAGAGGACAGAUAAGUACUCGCUGGGAAACUGCACGGUGCGCUGGGCCUACAUUCUGGCCAUCAUCAGCAUCCUAGACUCCGUCCUUCUGGCUCUGCUGUCCUUCACCCUCGGUAACCGGCAGGAUCAGCUGCUGCCGGAUGACUUUGAGCUGGAUGGAGCAGAGAAUCCAUAACCUACGGACGGAUCCCAGAGUGAAGCUUCAAAUAUUUCAAGUUCAAGUCAUAAAUAUUUCUGUAUUACAACUUUUGCCUCUCAGAUGAAUAAACAGAAAGCCAUUAAAUAUUCAUAAAGAUCUGCUUUAUUGUAUGGUGUGUUGUACAACGUAUCAACGGCUCACACAAAGUCGAUGUUCUCAAAUGUGACACUGAUGUGAACUGGACUUUUCACCUUUAGGUCAGAACAGAUAACACAGAUUACUUUGAUAUGACCAGUUUGGGAACACCAUUAUUUAAACACUCAGAUCUCACCACCUGGAUCUUAAAAGAACAAAAAAAAAAAUAUUGGUGACAUUGUUCAACAGCUGACCAUACGUACAACUGAUCUCAAGCAUGUCGGCCUUACGCUUCAUUAAAACACAGCUACCCAGCUAAAUAGUUUUAGCUAAGAUAUAAGAUUUGUUAAAAACUGUACAUAAUUGUAAUAUACAUAAAGGCAAACUCUUUGGUACAGAUAUAUACAGUUUAUUUUCACUUUUCUCCUUUAGGUUGGGCUUCUAAUUUCUUUUUAAGUCAUUUAAAGUCUAUUCUAAAUUGAACUAAGUGUGUGAGAAAAACCAGCCUCCAAUAAAAAUGAUCUAAUUUCUUAUCCACAAAAUAAAGGUGCCCUAGCUAAAUAUGACCUAAUUCAUGAAAAAAGUGUCACCAAGACUCUAAAGAACCUGGCUGGAGAAAUGCAAUGGAUGUUAUGUUACAGUCAGUGUAAAAGUCAGCCCAGUGUGCAACUCCCUUUACCCACUUUACAAAUACAAAAUACAUACCUUAUAGGACUUACAUAAAAUAUUAAAAAACAAACAAAAAAAAACAGCACUUUUGAAAGGACGCAAGAAAAAAAAUGGUAAGGAGUCCUGAUGUAGGGGACUAAAGUUAGAGGCUACAUAUCCUUGAUUUGUUUGAGUUUUAGUGCAGAAUUGUAACAAACAAGGAUGAGUCACUAGCAGUACAAUGACAGCUUUGCUUGGUUGGGUGGGUCGUACAGCACAGCAGCUGGAACCAACAAACAGAAAAAAAAAA